UGAAAGGACGGGAAGUUGCCUUUGUUGGUUCGGUCGUGGGAGAGCAAGAUGUCUACCCUGGAUGUGGAUGAUUUUAUUCAGCAAAACAGAGUUGUAGCCGAGCAGGUGGAGAAGUACAGAGGCUACUGGGAGAGCGACAAGCACUGGGAGGCCAGGAGGGAGUUCAUCCUGCGGAAUAUGAACGACUUCGAAGACGCGCAGCUGGACCACCUGCUCUCCCUCUCCAUGGUGUGGGCUAACAACGUCUUCCUCGGCUGCCGGUAUAGCACAGAGCUCCUGGAAAAAGUGAAGGAAAUGGCUGAAGGCAUCACAGUGGAGGAUGCACCGGUUUUCAAGACAAGAGAUGAGAUUGUUAAGAAGCAGCAGGGUCGAUGACCGCAGCAGCUGUGCUGGAUCAAGAUGGACUGGAUUCAGCUUUUAUCAAGUCACACCAUGUUUGUUUUUGUUUUACAGUCAGGUUUCAUAGUCCCAGUGUUUUUAAUGGAUGUGAGGAGUUUAGACAUCAAAAGGCAUUUUUUAUGUAGAAAGACCAGCCUCUUCAGACUUUCAGCCUUUUUAGUUGUGCAGAAACAGCAGUGGUAUCUGUGGGAGCUGCACUGCACGUCUAUUUCAAACUAGUUUUACAUUUUUUAUGCAUCUUUUUUAUCCUAAUGUCCCUGCCUGAAGAACAAUAAAGGACUUGUUUUAAUUCUCA
Archocentrus centrarchus (flier cichlid) is the source of this 694-nucleotide messenger RNA. RefSeq names its product CDKN2A interacting protein N-terminal like (gene xtbd1). The record is from RefSeq and is a predicted model, not a curated record. The coding region runs from base 49 to 375 and encodes 108 amino acids. The transcript is spliced from 3 exons. Lineage: Eukaryota; Metazoa; Chordata; Actinopteri; Cichliformes; Cichlidae.